Molecule: messenger RNA, 11355 nt
Organism: Coregonus sp. 'balchen'
Lineage: Eukaryota; Metazoa; Chordata; Actinopteri; Salmoniformes; Salmonidae
Source: the annotation of a GenBank genome assembly
UUUAAGAAGAUAAAUUGUAGAAAUAAACGGGGAUUAUGGCUGUGGUACGUUAACUAGUGACGGGCUGCAAAAAGCCUAAAGAUUGUCCCUCCCAAGCCCCAAGAGAUGCAAUUUGAUUAUGAAUAAAUUGAAUUCACUGAAUAUUUUGCUUUAUUGGCUAAUGCUGGAAUGAAUUUGACAAAUUAUGUCGCUAAAACAUUCUGCUGCAGUCAUUCAUGCCCUCGCCCUUGUGAAUUGCGCAUGCUCAUUGUGUCUCCUUCACUGUGCCCUAUCUUUUCCAGGCAGAUGCUUCAUGCUAGUUGGUGGGAGAGGGCUAAAGUACGCUAGCUUUGACAGGGUGAAGGACGCUUCACAACAUAAAAUCGGUAUGAACAAUCUAGCUACUGUUGAUAUAGCACAAUGGUUUAUUGUUAUAAUGCUGUUUAUUGCAUGGAAGAAUCAUGGAAAAUGCAUGUCACUAACUAGCGCGUUUGUCCAAGGUUAGCCACUGCACCAACUAGCUAGCUAAUGUUAGCUAACCCGCUACAAGGGGACUAUUCCAAUGUCCAUCUGUUGAGUAAUGUGGUUAGCUAGCAAGCUAACUUACUAGUUCUUAGCACUGGCUAGUCCCCUAGCAAAUGUUACAUAAUGUUGUUUGGCAAUGUCGUGCUGUCUAAUACAAAGUAGAAUUUUGUGUUAAUUCAAGAUAUAAACUAUUACAUUACAAUGAUGGCUUAAUAUACGAUUUUUUUUUCUUUUUUUUCUUCAAACAAAUAGUGGGCGUGUACCAUGGUUUUCGUGACAACUAGCCAAGGCUAGUUAGCGAGUCAACGUUAGCUACGACCUACAUUGGGUGAGGCUAGCUAGCCAACUAAUUACAAUAUUUAUACAGUGAAGUUGUCUUAAACCUUUUAUAUAGCGUAUAAUUUGUUGUUUGGAAUAUCUUUACUUACCUUUUGGCUAGUUAGCUAAUUUACUGAUGAAGUCAAGCCAUCCCAACGCAGAUGUAGCUAGCUACCUAGCCUAGCCAGCGUUCCAACUAGGACAAUUUGGCUAGCCUUGCUAAACACCACUCUCCAAACUGUCCCAUCUGCUGUCCUUUGUCCGAAAUGGACGGUGCACAAUACAUGUUAAGCCAGAUAUUAGGGCACAAAGAUAUUACUUUGUGCCCUAUGACCCUCACCUUCAAGAUAUUCAUCCAGCAAAUCAGCUUUCAGCUAAAGUUAGCUGUCAUCGCGUCCUCAAUUUGAAAGAUAAUCAGGAGUGGAUUAACCAGAGUCCCACUGUUAGGUAGUUGGCAGGAUAAUACAGUUUUACAAUUUUAUAGCGUUGAACAUUAGCUAACUAACUAGCACAGUAAAACAUUUUACAUUAUAAAUACAUUUAGUUAUUACUAACCUGAUAAUUUUAUAGAAUAGAAGGCUUUGCGACAUUUCAAGGUAUCUCAAAAUACACAUGAAUAGAAAUAUCUCCUGUAAAAAUCAACUAGGUAGCCAUCAACUAAAUUGUGUAAUGAAUAAUGUGGAAAUUUAGCAAGUUGAGGAGACUAAGCUGCUUGGAGUAACCCUGGAUUGUAAACUGUCAUGGUCAAAGCAUGUUAACCAACAGUAGCUAAAAUGGGGAAAGUCUGUCCAUAAUAAAGUGCUGCUCUGCCUUCUUAACAGCACUAUUAACAAGGCAGGUCCUGUAGGGCUUAGUUUUGUCGCACAUGGACUACUGUUCAGUCGUGUGGUCAGGUGCCACAAAGAGGGACCUCGGGUUACAAUUGGCUCAGAACAGGGCAGCAAGGCUGGCCUUUAAAUAUACACAGAGAGCUCACAUUAAUGUCAAUCUCUCAUGGCUCAAAGUGGAGGAGAGAUUGACUUCAUCACUACAUGUUUUUGUAAGAAGUGUUCACAAGCUGAAUGCAUGAGCUGUCUGUUUAAACUACUAGCACACAGCUCAGACACCCAUGCAUACCCCACAAGAUAUGCCAACAGAGAUCUCUUCACAAUCCCCAAAUCCAGAACAGACUAUGGGAGGCGCACAGUACUACAUAGAGCUAUGACUACAUGGGGACUGUGAAGAGAACACACAGGUACAGACACACGCAUACUCACACACACACACACACACACGCUAGUACAUUAACUCUACACACGUACAUUGUAAUAUUGUUGUAUGGUGGUAUCAUACAUUUUGUAUUGUAGAUAUGUAGUGGUGUAGUAAUGUUAUAUGAUGUACUGUUUUAUCUUUUGUUUUAUGUAUGAUGUAAGUGCCUUAAUGUGUUUGGACCCCAGGAAGAGUAGCAGCUAAUGGGGAUUCCUAAUAAAUUCUUAGUUUGGUUUUGUGAUGCCUGCAAAUAUUGUUACAAUAUGUGUCUGUGCCCAGUCCUGUCAAGCCAUAACAAGGAUGUAGGUUUGCAAAUACUGCAGCCUGUUCUGCAUGCUCCUGUUGUCCCCAGUCAAGAAAAUACAUACCACCUCUGACUUUUCCAAAUCAGUCCUGAGGGAAUCGUGUCGGCUGUUUGCAACAUUCUAGAAAAUCACAUUCCACCGAACAACCACCUGAUCUAUGUGAACUGAGUCAAGUAUUGCAGUAGGACACAGGCAUGCAUGUGUUGAAUGUCCUGUCUUCUCUCCUCUCCAGGUGCAAUGGCUGUUCCUCCUUCAUAUUCAGACCUGGGCAAGGCUGCCAAGGAUAUAUUCAGCAAGGGCUAUGGUGAGUUAAUAGUACACAUGUUUGCACACCUGAACAGUAAGGCUAAGGAGGAGAAGCCAAAAUUCCACACAAAAAAAGACAGUCAGGGGAGUUGGCUAAAGCAGGAAAGAACAGAUCAAGUUACUGUUUAUAGCCUGGUCUUGCCAGAAUUUGAAACGCCAAAGUAAACUGGGAAUCAGCCAAUGUGAGGUAUACCAUUUUUUAAUUGCACUUGGCUGGCGAGGUUAUGGGUUGUUAGAAAGCAAAGCAAACCAUGAUAUGUGUAAUUCAACGCAUCAUAAACCAAUUGUCAUUCGUACUUUCUCACAAGUCUUCGACUGUAUCGCGGCCAUAUAUGUUUUAUGACUCUACGAGUCUGCUCAGAUGUACCAUUAACUCAUCAACCUCUUGUUUAAUCAUCCAGUCUUCGGCAUUGUGAAGCUGGACCUGAAGACCAAGUCUCAGAGCGGAGUGGUGAGUCUUCUGUUACUGUCCUUUCCCCUUUACAUUCCCCUCUCUCCCCUGUCCCACCUGCUCUGCCUCAGCUUCUCUUUCUAAUUCUCUUUCUCUCACUCUCUCUCUAAUCCUGUCUGGUUCUGUUAUAACACAACCAUUCUAACUGUCUGUAAUUCUGAGCUCUAAGGUUCACAGGUUGCUAGGGGCUCUAUGCUUCAGGAUAGAGAGAUAUGACAGGCCUGGUGUGUGUGUAAGACUGUGGGGGUGGGGGGCUGUCUAUCUCCCUUCCUCCCUAUCUGCCAUCCUAACCCCUGCUCUGUCCCGCUGCCUCCUGGACUGCUCUCUAUUGUAGAUGGUAAGACUCUCUCCCACAGUGUACUGAUGUCUAUAUGUAUAUACUGCAUGAUAUGUGAUAUGUGCCGGGAGAUGCAGACAGACUGUGUGUUUGUGUUUUUUGCAUCCUCUUAUGUCCAGCUGAUGGUACUGUUGGUGGUCUGUUUGCAUGUUCAUCACUGUCCAGUGAAUAUUAUAAAUAUUUUUGUGUCCGUCCACAUUUUAGGGCUGGCCCCUACAAUUUGUUUUAUUUAUCUUUGGCGACCAAGAGUCAUCUGUUCUUUUUAUCAAUCGAUUGGUCUAAAUAAAUACAAAAAUAUUUUUCCAUAUAUAUGUUUGAAUAAAAUCAACUAUAUGUAGGCUACUGAGCUUGUCUGAUGCUUUAAGCACUGCGAUUAAAGUCACACAAAUGACUAAAGAGGGGGCCAGAGAUCAAUAUAGCCUAACCAGAUGGGGGGGAAAAACUGUUCCCAACCCUCUUUCUCCCACUGCCUGCUGCUGCUGGCCUUCGCAGAUUCUGCCAUUACGCUCCUAACGUUGCCGGUAAUAGGCUACACCAGCGGUCGGCAACCUUUUCCAUUUGGAGUGCAAAGUUAUCGUACCAUUUCUACUAAUCUGCGCACCAGUUAUGCACAUUUUUGUGGAACAGUUUCAUUUAAUUUAUAAUAAAGUAUUCAUAUCUAAAUCAAUGUCAUGUGGUUAAUCAAAAUUAAAAUGAUGCCAUUGCCAAUGUGUAAAAAUAGCCUACAUAAACCACCAAAUAAAAACAUUGCAGCCUGCAGGUAGAAAAUAUCCUGACGAAAAUAAAUAUCCUAUAAAUCACGUUGGCUAUGCAGUUCCAGACAGACGGACAGCUGUAGACUAUCUUCGCAACGGAUAAGAAGUAAUCAGAUAGGCCUAUUUUAUGACAUUUCCACCGGAUCAGAGCAUUAAAUUUUUUCCCCCUUUCAUGCUGAGUCGUUAUUGAAAGGGCGGGAGCUGGAAAGAUUUUUAAAAUAGGCUACGUUGAGGAACUAUUGUCAUUAUCAAUGGAUGUAAAAACAGACUUUGUUUACUUGCUGUUUGAGGCGAAGAAAAAUUACUUUGAGAGGCUACACAGUGAUGGUGAAUUUAAACAAUCAGAAAUAGUAUCAUAUCCCCAAAUGGGCACAUUUAUAUGCCUACAUUUGUGCGUAGGCCAGGUAGCCUAGGCCUACUUCUAUGUGUAAUCAGGUGCGUGUCCUUACUCAAGAUUGACAGGAGCGCUCCAAACAAAAGACAAUGAAUACAUUGAUAACUCGUAAAUGGAAUGAAAUAAACUUUUUUCUCACAAGUGUAGCCUAGGUUGUGCGCUCUGCAAACAACGUGUCCACUCCUACAAUGACAACGGUAAGACUGUAAUAAUAACAUAUUGAAUGCAUUAACAGAAAUUACCGUCACCAAACAAACAUUGUAGAUUAGAAAUGAUGGGAAUUAACAGUAAAUGUACUACUGGUGUGCUAUCCCCACGGCUUCCGCAAUGGAUUAGUCCACUUAGACAGACGGGCAUGAAUCAGACAGGUGUCUUGUGUGCCAUACAUUUUUAUAAAUAUAUUUGCCACUGCUCAACUAAACAAAUCUCGUCCGACCAACAGCCUAUCGACCAAACAAUCGAUCAGUCGACUGAAUGGGGUCAGCCCUACCAAAUUUAAAUUGAUUUCCCAUCCAUUUCUGUCCAGCUGGAUUUACUGUUUGGCGUCAGUGAUACGGUUUUCAUCAAUGUUGUUGUCCAGUUGUUUUCAUUCUUGUCUCUUCAACUAAUUACAUUUAGUCUGUUUGUCAUCCAUUUCUUUAUCAGGCUCCAAUCACUGACUGUGCCACUCACUGCUUUGCUGCACCAAUCUGCCAGAAUUAUCGAUCUUUCCUCUCUCCCAGGGAUCCAGUCAUCCACCCUCCUUACCUUGCAUCCCUCACUUUCUUGACCUUUAUUUUCCUGGCGUACCUUUCUUUUCACCUGUAAUCUGUUUUCGGUGUUUCUCCUCACAUAGUGCAUGAUUCUUUCAGGGUGUCUAAUGCAGUCAGCACAAAACGACAGUUUCAACAAUCUGCUCUUCUAGAGUUCUCUUUCUCCUCUUCUCUCACUCACACACUAAUUACUCAUUCCCUCAGUCCUUUAUAACUCUUUGACCCCAACUCUAUCUCCCAACACACCAUCUCUUGUCUCACACAUUCUCCCACUCUCUUUUUCUCUCUCACCCUCUCACUCUUUAUUUCACUCUCCCCCUCUUCUUCUCUCCCCCUCAGGAGUUCAACACAUCAGGGUCCAGUAACACAGACACGGGGAAGGCAGCAGGUAACCUGGAGACCAAGUACAAGAUGAAGGAGCUGGGCCUGAGCUUCAACCAGAAGUGGAACACAGACAACACCCUGGCUACAGAGGUCACUGUGGAGGACCAGCUGGCUCAGGGACUCAAGGUGGCCCUGGACACAUCCUUCGUACCAAACACAGGGUGAGAGAGAGACAUCAAUCUGAUAUGUAUGUAUGUAUGUACAGUCGUGGUCAAAAGUUUUGAGAAUGACUCAAGUAUUGGUCUUCACAAAGUUUGCUGCUUCAGUGUUUUUAGAUAUUUUUGUCAGAUGUUACUAUGGUAUACUGAAUUAUAAUUACAAGCAUUCCAUAAGUGUCAAAGGCUUUUAUUGACAAUUACAUUGUUUAUGCAAAGAGUCAAUAUUUGCAGUGUUGACCCUUCUUUUUCAAGACCUUUGCAAUCCGCCCUGGCAUGCUGUCAAUUAACUUCUGGGCCACAUCCUGACCGAUGGCAGCCCAUUCUUGCAUAAUCAAUGCUUGGAGUUUGUCAGAAUUUGGAUUUUUGUUUGUCCACCCACCUCUUGAGGAUUGACCACAAGUUCUCAAUGGGAUUAAGGUCUGGGGAGUUUCCUGGCCAACAUUUCGAUGUUUUGUUCCCCGAGCCACUUAGUUAUCACUUUUGCCUUAUGGCAAGGUGCUCAUCAUGCUGGAAAAGGCAUUGUCCGUCACCAAACUGUUCUUGGAUGGUUGGGAGAAGUUGUUCUCGGAGGAUGUGUUGGUACCAUUCUUUAUUCAUGGCUGUGUUCUUAGGCAAAAUUGUGAGUGAGCCCACUCCCUUGGCUGAGAAGCAAACCCACACAUGAAUGGUCUGGCGCUUGCUGGACUUUCUUGCGCACCCUGAAGCCUUCUUCACAACAAUUGAACCUCUCUCCUUGAAGUUCUUGAUGAUCCGAUAAAUGGUUGAUUUAGGUGCAAUCUUACUAGCAGUAAUAUCCUUGCCUGUGAAGCCCUUUUUGUGCAAAGCAAUGAUGACGGCACGUGUUUCCUUGCAGGUAACCAUGGUUAACAGAGGAAGAACAAUGAUUUCAAGCACCACCCUCCUUUUUAAAGCUUCCAGUCUGUUAUUCUAACUCAAUCAGCAUGACAGAGUGAUCUCCAGCCUUGUCCUCGUCAACACUCUCACCUGUGUUAACGAGAGAAUCACUGACAUGAUGUCAGCUGGUCCUUUUGUGUCAGGGCUGAAAUGCAGUGGAAAUGGUUUUUGGGGAUUAAGUUCCUUUUCAUGGCAAAGAGGGACUUUACAAUUAAUUGCAAUUCAUCUGAUCACUCUUCAUAACAUUCUAGAGUAUAUGCAAAUUGCCAUCAUAAAAACUGAGGCAGCAGACUUUGAAAAUUAAUAUAUGUGUCAUUCUCAAAACUUUUGAUCACAACUGUACAGUACCAGUCAAAAGUUUGUUCAGAGUUUUUCUUUAUUUUUACUAUUUUCUACCUUGUAGAAUAAUAGUGAAGACAAACUAUGAAAUAACACAUAUGAAAUCAUGUAAUUUAGUAACCAAAAAAGUGUUAAACAAAUCAAAAUAUAUUUUAAAUGAGAGAUACUUCAAAGUAGCCACCCUUUGCCUUGAUGACAGCUUUGCAUACUCUUGGCAUUCUCUCAACCAGCUUCACGAGGUAGUUACCUGGAAUGCAUUUGAAUUAACAGGUGUUCCUUGUUAAAAGUUAAUUUGUGGAAUUUCUUUCCUCCUUAAUGCGUUUGAGCCAAAUUAUAUUUUAGAUGGUGUCAGCAUAUUAUUUUCAUUCAUUUUGGAGUCUAAUGUCAUUUUAAAAAGUCACCAGAACUGAGCUUUUCAGUCCUUCUACAUAAAAUUAUACCGGGGAGGACCCCAGACCCCUAAGUCGGGGGUUCUCAAACAUUUUGGGGCAGGGGACCCUUUCAGUGAUGGCAAAUUCAUCAGGGACCCCCUCAUAAUCAGAACACAACUCGAGUGAGAUAAAAAUAACAUACAAAGAGUUUUAAUAUGACUUUGGCAGUGCAUGGCCAGACGAACCAAGUCUUGGGGCCCUGGGAAGGAACAUUUUAAAGGCCCAUCUCUUGCCAUCGGAGAGAAUUUUGCAAAUUUCCUUCAAUUCUACACAUUUUGUUAUGAGGCAGAGCGAUUCUUUGUUGCAGCUUUAAAGCUAAGAACUAUUCAGUUGAAAAAUGGAUAAUUGGUGGUUCUUCUGCAACGUGACCCAAAUGAACUAUCUUCCAUUGUAUGCAUUAUAACAUUGGCUGAAAUAGUACUCACACACAACUACUUAAUGUUUCUAAAUGAUUUUUUUAUUCAGACGAUCCCCUAUGGCUCCUAACUAUGCAAAUUUGUAUGUGGGUUACAUGGAGAAACAGUCCAUUUUCAAUCCUCUCAAAAAGGUUUUCUUGCCUAACAUUAUUAUUUGGAAACAGUGCAUUGAUGAUAUUUUUGUUCUAUGGAGGGGUGAUUCAAAACAGCUCCAGGCAUUCCAUGCUUUUCUUAACUCUUGUUCUAAGCACCUGAGAUAUACUAUGCAGUCUGACACAUGUCAAAUCAGUUUCCUUGAUUUUCUGAUUUUGUGUGAGGAUAAUGUUCUUUACAGGAAACCUACUGAUCGUAACAGUUUGUUGAGGGCUGAUAGUUGUCACCCGCUUCCCUUGAAAAACAGUUUGCCCUACAGCCAAUUCUGUCAAAUCAAAAUAAUUUGCCAUAAACAAUCAGAUUUCGACAGAAAUAUGGCUGAGACGCAAAGAAAAUUCAAGGAGAGGGGGUACAAAAAUGGUCAGAUUAAUACUGCCAUUGAGACAAAACAAAUCAAGAUCUGAUCUCUUUCAAGGACAGUCUCACAAAAAGAAGCAUUCUUUCGUUCUAACUACACGCUAUUCAAAGUGCUCUGAACAAAUUAAGGGAAUCGUUCACAAACAUUGGCACAUUCUAAGAUCCGAUGACAGUAUUGGUAAUGUGUUUUCGGACCCUCCCUUGGUUGUAUUCUCGCUGGGCAGAAAUCUCAGCGAUCAAUUGGUAAACUCUGAUUUACCACCCCUAAAUAUCCCUGCACAACAUCUAUUUGCGCCUCUACCGGAUGGAAACUACAAGUGUAAUGGCUGCGCUCAAUGCAAUGGCACUUACAAAUGUAGAUCCUUCAAACACCCCCAAACAGGGAAACAGAUCCCAAUCAAAGGUGUUAUUACGUGCUCCAUAAAGGCAGUUAUUUAUCUUAUAACUUGUCCUUGUGGUAAAAAUUAUGUGGGUAAAACAAAGUGCGAAUUAAAAGUGCGAAUCUCGGCGCAUCGUAGCACCAUUAGGUGCAAAAACUCGAUAUACCCAUUACCCAGUCGCUGCCCACUUUUUGGAAACGAAGCACUCUAUUUCGUCCUUACGUUAAAUCGGCAUUGAACAGGUCACCCUCCCUAGGAGAGGGGGUGAUCUCGAUAACUUAUUGUUAAAACGAGAGGCUGCCUGGAUCUUAAAUUUAAAGACCCUUGCUCCCUUCGGUCUCAACGUAGACUUUGAUUUGAAGCCAUUCGUGUGAUUAUUGUGAUUUUGCUAUUCAUUGUAAAUGUUGUUGGGCCUAGGUAGCCAAGUUGUAUCUAUGAUCGUAUGCUAUCUAUUCAUGUUUUUUGUAUGUUCUGUUUAACUGUGAAUUAACCAAUGAUAUCAGGCCACACCCGGCCAUGAUUACAGACACCUGCGUGUGUCCUUUGACACUAUAUAAACUAGUGACCCGCAGAUGAAGAGAGCUUGUCUGUCGAAACGUUGGUUAUUAGGUUAUUAAAUUAUUGCAUCUGAGCUCCUAGAGUGUGCGGCUCUCCUUUUCUUUUUCAGGAGUACUGUGGAUACCAUAUCCCUAUGAGCCUCCCAGGCCCAUGUUGCCCAGGGUUAAGAGCAUACAUUUUAGAAUUACAUUGUAUUGUAUUACACCCUUUUAACUUAUUCCACGGAUCCCUUGGCCAAAAUUCGUUUAAUCUGUUAGUAAUUUUCAAAUGUUAAAAAAAUAUACAGUAUAUAUUGAGACCCCCUGCUGUUCCCCACUUUGAAAACCCCUGCCCUAAGGAGUGGACUGGAAUUGGUCGAACUCGCAGUUUAAUACAUGUACAAAAUGACCCUCUUUCCAUAAAAGCAUGAUGGUCAUGACGUUGUUACAUGAAAGGGGAGGUUAACUAAAAUAUGACUUGACUAAAAGAUAUGAAAGGAUUUAUUUAUUGAAGAUGCUAUUACCUUUCCUUUUUUAGAAUAUCAAGGAUCCGAUAUGAAAGGAUAUUUGUUUGUCUAAUUUGCCUGUCCUCUCUCUUCUCCAUCUGUUCUCAGCAAGAAGAGUGGCAAGCUGAAGACUGGCUACAAGCGUGACUUCCUUAAUGUGGGCUGUGACGUUGACUUCGAGGGUCCCAUAAUCCACGCAGCAGCCGUGGUGGGCUAUGAGGGCUGGCUGGCCGGGUACCAGAUGGCCUUCGAUAUGGCCAAGUCCAAACUGGCCCAGAACAACUUCGCCCUGGGAUACAAGGCUGGAGACUUCCAGCUCCACACCAACGUGUGAGUAUCUCAGUGUAGUGGAUCAUGGCUAGAAACACUGGUUUUGUUUUUAAGUGAGUCAUCAGAAAUGUGUUAGAUGGUAAAGUUUGGUAACCGUGGCCUCCGUUGCCCUGUGUGUCUCUCAUAGAAAUAGAAUCCAUAGAAUGGCCUUGGAAUUUGACUGUUUAACUCAUGGGUAAACUCAAAAUGGCUGCCAGUCCACCCAUAAUGCCACCAUUGACCUGAAUGGGGAGGCCUGUUCUAUGGAUGAUCUUUUUCAGUAAUAAUGGUAAGGCGUAGGGAGGUAUUCAUUAAUUUAGGAUUGUUUCUUACUGUAUCAUGCCCUCUCUCUCCUUCAGGAACAAUGGAACAGAGUUUAGAGGUUCCAUCCACCAGAAGAUGUCUAGGAGUAUGAACUAGGGGUUGAUUUGGGCAUGUCUGUAACUGUUCUCUCUCCUCUUUCAGUAAUGAUGGGACUGAGUUUGGAGGUUCUAUCUACCAGAAGGUGGAUGACCAGCUGGAGACGGCGAUCUCUCUGGCCUGGACGGCCGGCAGCAACAACACACGCUUCGGCAUCGCAGCCAAAUACGCUCUGGACAAAGACGCUUCCUUGUCUGUGAGUAACACACAGAAACACACUCUGUCUGUCUUAGUCUCAACCCAGGCUCUUGCUGAAGCCCCACCCCUAGCAGGGAUGCAUCCCUUUACAAUUAAUUUAGAUUUACACACUAACACAUGUUCAAUGACUGUCUCUGUGUCUCUCCCCCUGCAGGCCAAAGUGAACAACGCCAGCCUGAUUGGAGUCGGCUACACCCAGAGCCUCAGGCCAGGUGAGUAACAAUCACAAUAAACAAGAUUGUGAUCUAAUGAUUGAUUGAUUACAUUUCAUGAUAUCCUUGGAGCUAGGUCUCUGAGCACAACUGUCAUUUUAGGUCUAGCUAUAUUGUUUUACAUCUCCAGUAAUAUUCCUCUCCUCUCUGUGUAGGUGUGAAGGUGACUCUGUCAGCCCUGAUCGAUGGGAAGAACUUCAACACCGGCGGUCACAAGGUGGGCCUGGGCUUCGAGCUGGAGGCAUAGAGUGGCGUGAACAAGACCCACCAACCAAGAGAAGAGCCCAGAACC